Messenger RNA from Bathycoccus prasinos, 1113 nucleotides. RefSeq lists its product with no specific name. Lineage: Eukaryota; Viridiplantae; Chlorophyta; Mamiellophyceae; Mamiellales; Bathycoccaceae. Gene Ontology annotation, biological process: nucleotide-excision repair; regulation of DNA-templated transcription. Bases 1 to 1113 code for a protein of 370 amino acids. The record is from RefSeq and is a predicted model, not a curated record. Gene Ontology annotation, cellular component: transcription factor TFIIH core complex; transcription factor TFIIH holo complex. The transcript has a single exon.
AUGGACCGAGACGACGACGUGGACGACGACGUCUCGCUCCUCGUCGUCGUCCUCGAAACGAAUUCGCAGUUUUGGUUUCCCCGUUCCCGGAAACAACGAGAGACGACGACUCCUUCGACUCCUUCGACUUCUUUAUACGCGUUCGAAAAAGUCUGCAAAGACAUCGCCGCGUUUUCCUCCGCGUAUUUAGCGUGCAAUCGUGCGAACAGAAUCGCGGUCGUGGCCGCGCACGCCAGGAAAGAGUGCACGUUUUUGUUCCGGUCGCACUUGGAAGGUGAUGUUGUUCUCGAAGACGAAGAAGACGAAGAAGACAAAGAAGGAGAUAACACGAAGAAGACAAAGAAGAAGAAGAAGAAGAGAAAGAAACCGCCGACGAACCCGCGAAUGACGUUCGUCGGCGACGACGAGUGCGACGACAUCGGCGGGUUCGCGAACGAUGCGCAAGACGUGGACGCUUUAGAUAUUUCGAAAGGUUUAGAACCGUUACAGACGACGUUUCGGAGAGCGUUUUUCGACGGAUUGAAAGCGUUGAGCGAUGAAAACGUCGUCGUCAAUUACGACGACGACGACGACGACGAGAAUCGGGAGCAGCAGCACGCGACGCCAAUAGCUGGCGCGAUAUCGUUAGCUUUAACCUACGCGAAUAGAAUAGAACGAGAUCCGUCUUUACGGGGUCGCGUAAAAUCGAGAGUGUUGGUCGUUCAAGCGUCCGAAGACGACGCCGAACAGUACGUGCCGAUGAUGAACGCCAUGUUCGCCGCGCAAUCGAGCAACAUUCUCAUCGACUGUUUAUGCCUGAAUGAGAAAGAGUCUAGUUUUUUACAACAAGCGGCGUUUGUCAGCGGCGGCAUAUACGCGAAACCGGAGAAAUCGAAAAAAGGAGGAGGAGAAGAGACGCGAGAAGAUUUGCUCGAGAGAGCGUUAUGUUCGUUUCUCCCGGAUAGGUACACUCGACGCUUUUUACGUCCACCGAGAGCGGGUUCGAUCGAUUUCCGUUCCUCCUGUUUCUGUCACGGCAAUCGAAUCAGCAAAGGCUUCGUCUGUUCCGUCUGUUUGUCCGUCUUUUGCAAAAAAGAAGGUGCGUGUCAAACCUGCGGCGCCGCGUUCGUAUAA